AUGACACUGCAGUUGGCCAUCUUAGCGCUUGUUACAUUAGCUGCAGUAUUGGCUUGUCGGCGUGCAAUGAAUAUUACUCCUACUGCUACUUCUACUACUAUUACUCCUACUGCUACUUCUACUACUACUACUACUACUACACCUUCUACUAUCUCUCUUGCUAGUAAUAUUUCAACAGCAACCAUUAUACCUCCUUCACCUUCAUUGGAUCCCAUGACCCAAAAUCCUUUCUAA
Molecule: messenger RNA, 234 nt
Organism: Loa loa (African eye worm)
Lineage: Eukaryota; Metazoa; Nematoda; Chromadorea; Rhabditida; Onchocercidae
Exons: 1
Coding region: 1-234 (77 amino acids)
Source: RefSeq, a predicted model, not a curated record